GUUGAGAUUCUCUACACACGUGAACCGGAAACGGAUUAUUUGGAUGCGGCGCACAUAACCGUGAUGCAAAUUCAUUUGACCGAACCACCGGGCGAUGUUUUGGUCUUUUUGACUGGUCAGGAGGAAAUCGAUACAUCCUGCGAAGUGUUAUAUGAACGUAUGAAAUCACUGGGACCGAAUGUACCUCAGCUGAUCAUCCUGCCUGUUUAUGGUGCGUUACCGAGUGAAAUGCAGACGAGAAUAUUCGAGCCGGCACCUCUAGGAAGCCGAAAG
This is a messenger RNA of Anisakis simplex (herring worm), 273 nucleotides long. The record is from the annotation of a GenBank genome assembly. NCBI's taxonomy places the organism in Eukaryota, Metazoa, Nematoda, Chromadorea, Rhabditida, Anisakidae.